AUUUUUUUGAAGAUCCAAACCAAAAAGAGUGGUAUUUGCUAGCAACAACAUAAUGGAGGCAGUCAAUCAAUAUAGAUUGAUCCGAAAUCUGAUUCAAAUCCAAUUCCAAUAUAGUCCCUAUGGGUACAUAAGAAAUGUAUUGAAUCGAUUCUUUUUAAUGAAGAGACCUGAUCGCAACUUCGAAUAUGGAAUUCAAAGGGAUCUAAUAGGAAAUGAUACUCUGAAUCAUAGAACUAUAAUGAAAGAUACGAUCAACCAACAUUUAUCGAAUUUGAAAAGAGUCAGAAGAAAUGGUUCGAUCCUCUUAUUUUUCUUUCUCGAACCGAGAGAUCCAUAAAUCGGGAUCCUAAUGCAUAUAGAUACAAAUGGUCCAAUGGGAGCAAGAAUUUCCAGGAGCAUUUGAAACAUUUCGUUUCUGAGCGGAAGAGCCGUUUUCAAGUAGUGUUCGAUCGAUUAUGUAUUAAUCAAUAUUCGAUUGAUUGGUCUGAGGUUAUUGAUAAAAAAGAUUUGUCUAAGUCACUUCGUUUCUUUUUGUCCAAGUUACUUCGUUUUUUGUCCAAGUUACUUCUCUUUUGUCUAACUCACUUCCUUUUUUCUUUGUGAGUUUCGAGAAUAUCCCCAUUCAUAGGUCUGAGAUCCACAUCUAUGAAUUGAAAGGUCCGAACGAUCAACCCUGCAAUCAGUUGUUAGAAUCAAUAGGUCUUCAAAUCGUUCAUUUUAAAAAAUUGAAACCCUUUUUAUUGGAUGAUCAUAAUACUUCUCAAAAAUCGAAAUUCUUGAUCAAUGGAGGAACAAUAUCACCAUUUUUGUUCAAUAAGAUACCAAAGUGGAUGAUUGACUCAUUCCAUACUAGAAAGAUCGCAGGAAAUCUUUUGAUAACACGGAUUCCUAUUUCUCAAUCGUAUCCCACGAUCAAGACAAUUGGCUGAAUCCCGUGAAACCAUUUCAGAGAAGUUCAUUGAUAUCUUCUUUUUCUAAAGCAAAUCGACUUCGAUUCUUGAAUAAUCCACAUCACUUCUGCUUCUAUUGUAACAAAAGAUUCCCUUUUUAUGUGGAAAAGGCCCGUCUCAAUAAUUCUGAUUUUACGUAUGGACAAUUCCUCACUAUCUUGUUCAUUCACAACAAAAUAUUUUCUUCGUGUGGUGGUAAAAAAAACAUGCUUUUUUGGAGAGAGAUACUAUUUCACCUUCGUCAAUCGAGUCACAGGUAUCUAACAUAUUCAUAUCUAACGAUUUUCCACAAAGUGGUGACGAAAGGUAUAACUUGUACAAAUCUUUCCAUUUUCCAAUUCGAUCCGAUCCAUUAGUUCGUAGAGCUAUUUACUCGAUUGCAGACAUUUCUGGAACACCUCUAAUAGAGGGACAAAGAGUAAAUUUGGAAAGAACGUAUUGUCAAACUCUUUCAGAUAUGAAUCUAUCCGAUUCAGAAGAGAAGAGCUUGCAUCAGUAUCUCAAUUUCAAUUCAAACGUGGGUUUGAUUCACACUCCAUGUUCUGAGAAAUAUUUACAGAGGAAAAACGGAGUCUUUGCCUAAAAAAAUGCGUUGACAAAGGGCAGAUGGAUAGAACCUUUCAACGAGAUAGUGCUUUUUCAACUCUCUCAAAAUGGAAUCUAUUCCAAACAUAUAUGCCAUGGUUCUUUACUUCGACAGGGUACAAAUAUCUAAAUUUGAUAUUUUUAGAUAUUUUUUCAGACCUAUUGCGGAUACUAAGUAGCAGUCAAAAAUUUGUAUCCAUUUUUCAUGAUAUUAUGUAUGGAUUAGAUAUAUCAUGGCGAAUUCUUCAGAAAAAAUUGUGUCUUCCACAAAGGAAUCUGAUAAGUGAGAUUUCGAGUAAGUCUUUACAUAAUCUUCUUCUGUCCGAAGAAAUGAUUCAUCGAAAUAAUGAGUCAUCGUUGAUAUCGACACAUCUGAGAUCGCCAAAUGUUCGUGAGGUCCUCUAUUCAAUCCUUUUCCUUCUUCUUGUUGCUGGAUAUAUCGUUCGUACACAUCUUCUCUUUGUUUCCCGAGCCUAUAGUGAGUUACAGACAGAGUUCGAAAAGAUCAAAUCUUUGAUGAUUCCAUCAUACAUGAUUGAGUUGCGAAAACUUCUGGAUAGGUAUCCUACAUCUGAACAGAAUUCUUUCUGGUUAAAGAAUCUUUUUCUAGUUGCUCUGGAACAAUUAGGAGAUUGUCUAGAAGAAAUACGGGGUUCUGGCGGCAACAUGCUAUGGGGUGGUGAUCCCGCUUAUGGGGUCAAAUCAAUACGUUCUAAGAAGACAGAUUUGAAAAUAAACUUCAUCGAUAUCAUCGAUCUCAUAAGUAUCAUACCAAAUCCCAUCAAUCGAAUCACUUUUUCGAGAAAUACGAGACAUCUAAGUCAUACAAGUAAAGACAUCUAUUCAUUGAUAAGAAAAAGAAAAAACGUGAGCGGUGAUUGGAUUGAUGAUAAAAUAGAAUCCUGGGUCGCGAACAGUGAUUCGAUUGAUGAUAAAGAAAGAGAAUUCUUGGUUCAGUUCUCCACCUUAAGGGCAGAAAAAAGGAUUGAUCAAAUUCUAUUGAGUCUGACUCAUAGUGAUCAUUUAUCAAAGAAUGACUCUGGUUAUCAAAUGAUUGAACAACCGGGAACAAUUUACUUACGAUACUUAGUUGACAUUCAUAAAAAGUAUCUAAUGAAUUAUGAGUUCAAUACAUCCUGUUUAGCAGAAAGACGGAUAUUCCUUGCUCAUUAUCAGACAAUCACUUAUUCACAAACUUCGUGUGGGGCUAAUAGUUUUCAUUUCCCGUCUCAUGGAAAACCCUUUUCGCUCCGCUUAGCCCUAUCCCCUCUAGGAGUAUUUUAGUGAUAGGUUCUAUAGGAACCGGACGAUCCUAUUUGGUCAAAUACCUAGCGACAAACUCCUAUGUUCCUUUCAUUACAGUAUGUCUGAACAAGUUCCUGGAUAACAAGCCGAAAGGUUUUUUUCUUGAUGAUAUCGAUAUUGAUGAUAGUGACGAUAUUGAUGCUAGUAACGAUAUUGAUCGUGAACUUGAUACGGAGCUGGAGCUUCUAACUAUGAUGAAUGCGCUAACUAUGGAUAUGAUGUCGGAAAUAGACCGAUUUUAUAUCACCCUUCAAUUCGAAUUAGCAAAAGCAAUGUCUCCUUGCAUAAUAUGGAUUCCAAACAUUCAUGAUCUUGAUGUGAAUGAGUCGAAUUACUUAGCCCUCGGUCUCUUGGUGAACUCUCUCUCCAGGGAUUGUGAAAGAUGUUCGACUAGAAAUAGUCUUGUUAUUGCUUCGACUCAUAUUCCCCAAAAGUGGAUCCCGCUCUAAUAGCCCCGAAUAAAUUAAAUACAUGCAUUAAAAUAAGAAGGCUUCUUAUUCCACAACAACGAAAGCACUUUUUCACUCUUUCCUAUACUAGGGGAUUUCACUUGGAAAAGAAAAUGUUCCAUACUAAUGGAUUCGAGUCCAUAACCAUGGGUUCCAGUGCACGAGAUCUUGUAGCACUUACCAAUGAGGCCUUAUCAAUUAGUAUUACACAGAAGAAAUCAAUUAUAGACACUAAUACAAUUAGAUCUGCUCUUCAUAGACAAACUUGGGAUUUGCGAUCCCAGGUAAGAUCGGUUCAGGAUCAUGGGAUCCUUUUCUAUCAGAUAGGAAGGGUUGUUGCACAAAAUGUACUUAUAAGUAAUUGCCCCAUAGAUCCUAUAUCUAUCUAUAU
Molecule: messenger RNA, 3680 nt
Organism: Brassica napus (rape)
Lineage: Eukaryota; Viridiplantae; Streptophyta; Magnoliopsida; Brassicales; Brassicaceae
Product: protein Ycf2-like
Exons: 1
Coding region: 1557-2819 (420 amino acids)
Source: RefSeq, a predicted model, not a curated record